AUGGCUGGGAAUCAGCAAUACCCACCUGUCUGCACAUACUGGUUUGGCCGUGGCUCUCCUGGCAUAGGCUCAUACACCUGCAGUGCCCUGGGUUACUGGAUGGCUGCACAGUGGAUGCACACAGAUAUGGGCACAUCCACUGCGCUGGGUCAGUGCAGCAACACAUUACCAAACAAAGCUCAGGGACACCCAGAAAGUGCAUCUGGCUUCCUGAACCAAUUCCCCAGCAAUGCAUGGCAUGGAAGUGGCUGGUGCAUUCUCAACCUGUCCAUUCCACGCUGGCUUGGGUGGAUGUUUUCAGACACCAGGAGAGGGUUGCUGACCAGACAAGGCUGGUUGUACUGUCUCUUUUGCCUUCAUAUGGAUCUGUUGCCCUUGGUCACUGAGUGGGAAGGGGGAUGUUGCAGCCAUCCCAGCUGCAACAUCACUAUCCCCCCCAAAGGUCCCUGGCAGAUGAUCAUGCCCAGGGAUAGCAAUGGCAAGAUGCUCCCAGCCCAAAUCGUCUGCCCCUCUUGUUUUGACCACUAUGCAGCCAAGGCAGGCACAGUGUGCUGGCCUGCUGCUGGUGCUGCUGGUGCUGCUGCUGCUGCUGCUGCUGCUGCUGCUGCUGCUGGUGCUGCUGGUGCUGCUGGUGCUGCCCAACCCCCUGGGCCAGCAAUGAACAUGAUCUCCCUGGAGGUUGUACAGGAAAUCUGCCAUCAAAUGUCUGGUGCCCAGUGGAAUAUCUAUCAGGGAGGCAAGUCACCUGUGCAGGCUGUUAGUCCACACUUCAACCACCCCUUUGCUGGUGCAUUUGGAAGUGCAGAUACAGUGCCUGUACCUGCAUAUGCUGGUCAUGUACCAGUGUUCACUGGUCAAGCACCUGCAUAUGCUGGUCCUGUCCCAGCAUUUGCUGGUCACAUACCAGUGUAUCAUGCUGCAAACCAGUUCCCAGGGCUUGCUGCUGGGCCAGAGAUGAUGCAAGUGGAUGUGUCCAUCCAGCAUCUGGUUGAAGGGAAGAGCAAGUCAAGGCAGCUGGGGAAUACAUCAGAGCACCUGAAUAACAUCCCAGCAACUCUACUGGCUUCUGAACUGAAGCAGUAUAUAUUCACCCAACUGCAUUGGAAGAUACAGUGGGAUGGACAUGAGUUUCCUUUCCAGCUGGAUUUCUUCAAGCUGUGUGGACCCAGGUUGGCCAAUUUGGAGAAGAAUCUGACUGUCCCAGCAGUAUACCAGCAAUGCUUCAAGCCACAUGUGAAGAAUGGUGUGACAAUGCUCAUUUUCCAGCCCAACCAUCUGGUUGAAAUCUUCCUCCUGAUCAAGAAGGAGGUCUGGCCAGCUGGGUUGCUACUGGAGCCAAUGCUGCUCAUUCUGGAGCUGCAUCAGCUCCAGGACCAGCAGCAUCCAGCCAAACCAAGCAUCCCCUUGCAAAUGCAAUUCCCCCUCAUCCCACCAAGUGGGUUGCAAGGCAAGAAGAGGAUAGCCCAGACAGCACAGCAAUCAGCCAUGCCUUGCAACACUCUGAUCACUGCAAGCCUGUUCUUGCCGAUCCCAGUCAUAACCUGGCAGGAAUUGAUCACCAGCAGGUUUUUGAUGCAGAUCAACUAUGAAGCUGAUGGUUGUCUGGCAGUCCUGCAAGUGGAUGAACAGGCCAAGAACAUGCUUGGCCAGCCCAGCACCUUCAAGAUGGCACACCUCACACACCUCACUCUGGCCAGCCAGCUGGAGCAUCCAGAGACCUGCAUGGUGCAGGGUGGUCUCUUCCAGUAUGGGAAAGACAGUCCUUCACAGUGUGGAGGACUGGUGACUCUGAUUGAGGAGAAGGUGAUUGGCCAGCUGGUCCAAGAGGGGAAAACCUGGAAGAACUUCAUGAAGUUCAUCUGUAACUCUUCCCCAGUCCUGAGGUUUGUCAAAGGCCCUGCUGGACUGGUUGCACAGUAUCUUUCCUUUUUCCAGCAUAUUCAGUACCAGAAGACCUUUGGCAUGGCAUUCAUUUCAGACUACCAGGAAACCAGGCUCACUGACAAUGCUGAGCAACCCCCAGAUUAUGACGAACUUAUGGGUGCUGUCUUCAGCAAGGGCAACCUGAACACAAGUUUUGAUGAUUUCCCUAUCCUCCACCAGUGCAAUGAAUACUGUCUUGCAUUCAAGCUGAACAACCUGCAAGAAGCUGAGGCCAGCCCUGGCCCAGUAGUAGCACCAAGUGAACGUUCAGAGAGCCUCCUGGAUGUGGAGGACAUUGUUCAGGGUGUGCUUGCUGCUGCUGAAGCAGCAAAGGAGAAUGUGGUCACCAAAGGAGAGCAGCAAGCUGGAAUCCAGGUGCCAGUGAACUUGAUGGCUGGCCCUGCUGGCAGUGAACCUCUGGUACAUGGACUACCAGGAGAACAUCACAGUGAACAUUUGGAAUUGAAGAAGGUGCUUAGAGGAGCUGCUGGCAACUUGCCAGCAGCAUGA
Molecule: messenger RNA, 2433 nt
Organism: Dacryopinax primogenitus
Lineage: Eukaryota; Fungi; Basidiomycota; Dacrymycetes; Dacrymycetales; Dacrymycetaceae
Exons: 13
Coding region: 1-2433 (810 amino acids)
Source: RefSeq, a predicted model, not a curated record